This is a messenger RNA of Fusarium venenatum, 1287 nucleotides long. The record is from RefSeq and is a predicted model, not a curated record. NCBI's taxonomy places the organism in Eukaryota, Fungi, Ascomycota, Sordariomycetes, Hypocreales, Nectriaceae.
AUGGGGGGCUCUUGUGAUGCAAGCAUAUCCUGCGAGUUUAAUUUCACCAGAGGUGCAGAAGUGGCAUUUGACGCAGACCCAGAUAUUGUGAUCGUCUCCUUCUUCAUCACAGCUUGGUUAGCUUACGCCAUCGCCAUAUUUACCUACGUCUUGUUAGAAGGAGUGCUAGACGAAAAUUAUCUCUUCACAACGAGAUUCGAUGUCGAAAUGCAUACUAUGUUCAAGUCACUCUUCCAGAAUACGUCUUUUUCCAAUACUCUGUUGAAGAUAAGGAAGCAAGUGUCCAGAGAUUUAAUGAAAAAGGUCUGCCUGAUGUUCUGUGACCAGCAGCUCAUUACGGGUGCCUCAGUCCUGAUUGUAGGCUAUUCUAAACACUGCGACAUUACGCAGUAUCAUUUCUAUAUCGCCGCGAAUCUGGGUAUGGCCUGCUUUGCAACGUUCCAAGCUUUGCUGCCUAUUUGCGGCAGCGAGCUCCACGACGAACUGAGGAAAGGAUGGAGGAUGGCAUGGAUAUCUGCCAUUUUUGCCUGCGUCUUAGCCCUCAACUUCGUCAUCUACAACGACUAUUUCCUUGCAACGAAACAUUUUGGCCUUUCUAUGAAUUGCGUCUGGAAAGAGCUUCCGGGAUACUUUACACCCCAACUUAUGCCAUACGUUGUGAUCGGCACGCUAUUCGAUGUUUGGUCUUAUUUCAGCAUUACAAUGUAUCUAUACCCAGCAAUUAUGGAGACGCGGCCUGUGGCAUAUUUAUAUGGGAAAUGGCUUUCCUUUAUGAUGGUGCCGACAUGGUUCUAUCUCCAGGUAAAAGAGUAUAGUACAUCGAGGAAACCUAAAUUUCUCUGGUUGCUGGUGGAAGCCUUAGCGGGUCUUGUAUUUGUUAUUAUUUUCACGGUUCGCGAGCUGUUGGGUUCUCUGUCUGUAGACCUUGUACGAGUGUUUUUCUAUCUCAUUCAAAGUACAAACUCAGUUGCUUGGGCACGACAGAAGGCUGAGAGCAACGGUAGAAAAGGAUCAGAAGAUACCUGGGGUUUCGGCCAAAUUUUACCGAUGUUGCUACUAGCGCUACCGACACUUGCCUUUAUCGAGGCUCUCGCUCGUAGCACUACUCCAGCCUUUCCCAUUUUCACGACGCUAUGGGAUCAACCCUGCCAAGACAAGAUAGACGAGUAUGAAGACUCGAUGUACAGCAAAGUCCUAUUUAAAGUCUGGCUGUGCUUGGUGAUGCUCUCUCUACAUGUAGCUAUAGUGUUCCUUGCCUUUAGGCUACCUGAAGGUGUUCCUAUCUAG